AUCGGUGGAGAGAGAGAGAGAGAGAGAGAGAGAGAGAGAGAGAGAGAGAGAAAGAGACUCAAAAUUCCUGCUUUCUCUCCUAACAAGAGACUAGCAUCCCCGGAGCAGGAGGAGAAAGGAAAAAAAGGCCAUGUCGCUUCGACGGACGGCCUCGUCGACGCCUGAGCGCGAGAGCACGACUACGGCAGUCGCCGGCGCCGACAGCAGCGAGCGGACGCCGCUGCUGUCGGAGCAGGUGAGGCAGGCCGGGCCCUCGUCGUCAUCAUCGCCAUUAGCAGCGACAACAGCAGCAGACUCGUCAAGAAGACAUCGAUCAAGAGAACAUUGCCAGCGGAGAGCGACGAAGCCGCUGCUUCCCAAAGCCAUUGUGCGCGGCCUGGGUGUGCUCCUCGCCCUCCUCGUCAUCGCUCUGUUUGCAGCCAUUGUCGUGCAAGAGAUCAAGGACAGGAGAGAUCCGCGUUUUGGCAAAGGCAGAAACUACCCCGCCGUCCUCGCCCAUGGCACCCACGGUGCCGUCGCGGCAGAGAGCCACCGGUGCAGCCAGAUUGGCGUCGAUGUCUUGAAACAGAACGGCACAGCAGUCGAUGCGGCCAUUGCGGCCACGUUCUGCACGGGUGUCGUCAACAUGUUUUCGUCAGGCCUCGGUGGCGGCGGCUUCAUGACUGUGCGCGUGCCGAGAAAGUGCACCGAGGCGGAGAAGAGGAGGAAUAAGCAGAAGAGGUACUGCAGCGACAAGCACGUCAUCGACUUCCGCGAGACGGCUCCAGCGGCGUCGCACUCCAGGAUGUUCGAGGGCGAUCCCAUGGCGGCGCGAAUCGGAGGCCUCUCGGUCGGCGUGCCGGGCGAGCUGCUGGGCAUCGAAGAGGCGCACCGGCGAUGGGGAAAGCUCAGCUGGAGCAGGCUCGUGGAGCCCAGCAUCAAGCUGGCCGAGUCGACAUAUGUGUCCAGGGAACUUGAUAGGAGACUAAAGAUGUUUGGAACAUUUAUGCUCACCGAUCCCGACUGGGCGCCGACGUUUGUCAAUGCCGACACGGGCACCCUCCUGCGCGCAGGCGACACAAUCAGACGGCCAGGCCUCGCCAACCUACUGCGGGCUGUUGCCUCGCAAGGGUCAAAGGCCCUUUACGAGGGGCCAUUUGCCAAAUCCAUCGUCGACAAGGUGCAGGAAAAGGGCGGCAUCCUGACGCUCGAAGACUUGGCCUCGUACAAGAUUCGCGUUCUGGAGCCCGUCGAGGGGACGUGGUACAACCGGAGCAUCUUUACCACGCCCGCGCCCACCUCUGGUCCCGUGCUCAUCUCGCUGCUCAAGGUCCUCUCCACCUACCCAGACUGGAAUGAGCCUGGCUCGUACAUGUCUGGCCUCACUGCCCAUCGCUUCAUCGAGGCGAUGAAGUUUACGUCUGGCCAGAGGACCCACAUCGGAGACCCGGCCUUCCUCAACAAGAGCGCCCUCGAUGCCAUCGACGAGCUCGCGUCCGAGCCUGCCGUCAACCACAUGCGGAGCAAGAUCGACGACGAGCGGACCCAUGAUGAAAUCGACUACUACGAGCCCUUGUUUGAUGUCCGCGACAGCCACGGGACCAUGCAUCUCUCGACUGUCGACGAGUCGGGGAUGGCUGUGGCGCUGACGAGCACCGUCAACCUCAUCUUUGGCUCACAGGUCUUGGAUCCUGUCUCUGGCGUCAUCCUCAACGACGAGAUGGACGACAGUUCGACGCCGGGUGUGCCAAACGCCUUUGGCCUCUUUCCUUCGCCGUUCAACUACCCCGAGCCGGGCAAGCGGCCGCUCAGUUCGACAGCGCCGGCAAUCAUCGAGCACGCCGAUGGCUCCUUCUACCUCGCCAUCGGCGGCGCUGGAGGCUCGCGCAUCUACGGCUCCAUCGCCCAGGUGCUCCUCAACCUCGACUGGGGUUACACGCUCUCAGAUGCCAUUGAGCGGCCGAGAAUACACCACCAGCUCCUGCCGCACCAAGUCAGUGCCGAGACGACGACGGAGCCGAGCCGCCUGGACGGGCUCACGGACCGUGGCCACGAGCUCGAGGUGCUGGACAUCAACCUGGCUGUCGCAGAGGUGCAGGCAGUCAUGUGCCUCGCAGACGGAGGCCCACUCCAGGGUAGAAGGAGACGAGACGUGUGGGCGGCGAGCGACUCGAGAAAAGAGGGCGUCGCUGUUGCCUACUGAAUUCUUUCCCUCCUCUGCUACCCUUUCCCCCACUUCUCUAGCAUGCUUCACUUCCUUUCAUAGAAAUUGCCACCACUGGACUAUAAUACACACUGCAAGCGUGGAAUGCCAAGGUCAUCUGAUUG
Messenger RNA from Acaromyces ingoldii, 2307 nucleotides. RefSeq lists its product as hypothetical. Gene Ontology annotation, molecular function: glutathione gamma-glutamate hydrolase. Gene Ontology annotation, cellular component: fungal-type vacuole; plasma membrane. Gene Ontology annotation, biological process: glutathione catabolic process. The coding region runs from base 131 to 2182 and encodes 683 amino acids. NCBI's taxonomy places the organism in Eukaryota, Fungi, Basidiomycota, Exobasidiomycetes, Exobasidiales, Cryptobasidiaceae. The transcript is spliced from 3 exons. The record is from RefSeq and is a predicted model, not a curated record.